Cannabis sativa is the source of this 2346-nucleotide messenger RNA. Its product is annotated as pentatricopeptide repeat-containing protein At1g02370, mitochondrial-like. Gene Ontology annotation, cellular component: mitochondrion. The record is from RefSeq and is a predicted model, not a curated record. NCBI's taxonomy places the organism in Eukaryota, Viridiplantae, Streptophyta, Magnoliopsida, Rosales, Cannabaceae. The coding region runs from base 5 to 1537 and encodes 510 amino acids. The transcript has 2 exons. Gene Ontology annotation, molecular function: protein binding.
CUCAAUGAAUCCUAACAACUAUACCUCGGCAACGCGGUUCCUCGGACAACUUAACAAAGCUAAGGAGGCGAAGGCGACGGAGGCGGCGGCGGCGGCUUUGAGUCGGGCACCACCGCCGGAACAACCUGAGCGUCUCAACCGAAAGCUUUCCGCUUUGGGAGCGACUGGAGGCAGCGUAUGGAAGACACUAAACCAUUAUGUCAUGGAGGGAAAUAUCGUCAAGAAAUGCGAGCUUCUGAGCUGCAUUAAGGAGCUCCGCAAGUUCAAAAAAUAUCCUAAAGCUCUCGAGAUAAUGGAAUGGAUGGAGAUGAGGAAGAUUGAAUACUCUUAUACUGAUCAUGCCUUGCGUCUUGAUCUCAUAUCCAAAACCAAAGGGAUAGUUGCUGCUGAGAAUUACUUUAACAACAUUUCACCAUUAGCUGAGAACAAAAUAACUUACGGGGCUCUUCUGAAUUGCUAUUGUACUGCAGCUAUGGAGGACAAAGCUUUGGAACUCUUUGAGAAGAUAAAUCAAUUGGGGUUUCUUUCAAAUUCUUUACCUUUUACCAAUCUCAUGACUAUGUACUUGAAACUGGACAAACCUGAAAGAGUUCUUUACUUUGCACAAGAUAUGAAGCAGAAGAACAUCUCUCCUAGCACCUUUACUUACAAUAUUUUGAUGCAAAGUUAUGCUUCUUUAAAUGAUAUUUCAGGAGUAGAAAGCGUGCUAGAGGAGAUUGUGAAUGCAGGUGAAAACAAGUGUGAUUGGACAACGUAUAGUAACAUGGUUUCAAUCUAUGUCAAGGCUGGUCUUUUCGAGAAAGCUAAGCUUGCUCUGGCGAAGCUAGAGGAGAAGAUGAAACCUGGGGCACCACGUCAGGCAUAUCAUUUCAUAAUCAGUUUCUAUGCUGCAAUUGAUCAACCCAGUGAAGUUGAUAGGAUGUGGAAAACCUUGAGUUCUGUGUACCCAACAUUCAACAACUUGAGCUAUCUUACUAUGCUUCAGGCUCUUGCUAAACUAAAUAAUAUUGUGGGAUUAAAGAAAUUAUUCAAGGAGUGGGAGUGUAGCUGCUCUUAUUAUGAUAUGAGAUUACCAGAGGCUGCCAUAGGUGCUUACCUCCAUCAUGGCAUGUUUGAAGAAGCAAAGUUGGUCUUUGAGGACGCCAUGAAGAAAAGUAAAGGGCCAUUCUUUAGGGCUCGGGAAAAGUUCAUGUUUUUCCUUUUAAGAAAUCGUCAGCUAGAUUUGGCCCUUGGUUAUUUGGAUGCUGCUGUUUCUGAAGCUAAAGAUGACAAAGAAUGGACUCCGUCCUGGGGAUUAACAAGUACAUUCCUAAACUGUUUUGAGGAAAAUAAAGAUGUUCACACUGCUGAAAAUGUUCUCAAAACUCUAAACCCUUAUCACCGUCUCAAUUCCAAUGAUUACCGAUCGUUGCUAAAGAUUUAUAUAGCCGCUGGCAAGUUGGAUCCAAAGAUGCGUAAAAGGUUGGAGGAGGAUGGUGUUGAAAUAAGCUGCGAGAUUGAGGAGUUGCUUCAAGUAGUUUGCCCCCAACUGGAUUAGAUGGUUCAGCCCUCUAAUCUCAAAAUACAAAGAAGCAUUACCAGUGGGAAUUUGAGGUGACUUGUACAGUUAAGUAGGGGAUCAGGAUUGGAGGCCUAACAGUAAACUUUGAGAACACUGAACUCUAUUCAACAGUUUACUUUCAUGGAGUCGUAUUUUUCAGCAAUUUGGAUAACAUAACAUAUUUCUUUAGAUAUAUGUUUGCCAAGCUUUCAGCUAUUGACUGAUCUUUGUCGUCCUUGGAAAUUAAGUAAAGAAGAUUUGAGUACCAAAUGUCCCCAUCCGUAUGCAUUUCUUGAGAUUGACAUCAAUGGAUAUGGAGGGGAAAGUUCGAACUGUGUUGUGAAAAUGUACGUAAUUUGAUUUCAAUUGUCACUCAACUUAAUUGACAAGCUUGUCCUUUUGAAAGAAUUAGCAAUUGCUUUGGUAGCUGGCGCUGGUAAUUUGACUAGUCCUUUUUACUACAAUGGAAAAUCUUUAGGACAUGACUAAAUGAGGUGGUAGCACUUUGGAUGCUUCUAAUUUGUUCAUACAUAAAAUACCAUACAACAAAAUCUCAUACAAAGUUUGAAACCUUAGUCUUGUAUUAAUGACUCUAACACGAUCCUUAUCUUCUUGGUAUUCAUUCGAAAUCCUAAACCUAACCAAUCUAACUUGCAUAGCCAAUAAAACUCCUAAGCUUAGGAGAUUAUUUUAGUUGCAAAUAAUACAUGUUGAGAAACUAGACAGUUAAGUCGUCAAGGUACAUUAUUUUUGAACAAUCAAUCUUGUUGAAUCAUAGCUGCCUGUUGCUAAGCCUAGGCAGAAUA